GCACCACCAGCGCGGGCGAGCAGUGAAUUCAUCGCACCCUUUGCACAGCCGCCUCCACCAGCCACUCAUUCUGCCUGAAGUGCACGAAUCGCGCGCAGUGCCCCGUGCUUUCCACCUCCCGCCGCCGCCAGGGAGAUCCCAAAGAGCUUGGCCCGUGUCCUCCUCCUCGUCCGCGCUCCAAGGAUAGCACAGCACCACCACGCCCGGCGCGACUCAACCACAUGGAUACGUCAAGGGGCCGGAGCCCUUCAGCGGGCUCCCAUAUAAGACGCCCGUCCGCCUCCCCUCAUGCGCCAUACCACAACGCCUCCGGCCUCGGCCUCGAUCAAUCGCUGUCGCCCGACCCGACCACGACCAGCUUCACCCAGGCGACGACGGCGGGGCAGAGCUUCGACGCCGCGCAGUUCCUGACCACCACCCAGUCGCCGCAGUUCCCGCCGCCGACCGCCCUCGCCGACCAGACCUACCUGCAGACGAGCCAGGGCCUAUCGCAACGCCGCUCCCCGAGUCCGCAGUUCGGCCCGCAAGGCAACACCCUCGCGCCAGACCCGCUCGACAUCGGCAGCAACGGCAGCAACGUGGGCUACAGCAGCUACUACUCCGACAGCGGCCUCAACCAGAGCCAGGCCAUCGAUCCGUCGUUUCUCAGCAACACCCUGGACCCGCAGCUGCUCGACUCUCAGCCGCAGAACCAGUCGGUCAACCCCUCCGACCUCAUGAACCAGAUGGCGACCGCGCACCCGCAUUCACCCACCCCGCCGCACCUCCUGCCCGGCAUGAACCAGCAGAGCCCGAGCCCUCAUGCGUCGCCGAACAUGAGCCAGGGCGCAUUCCCCUCCCCCUCGCACUCGCGCCAUGCUUCCCUCGAUCCAAGCGCCGCAUACGGGCAAGGAAACGAGUGGGCGAACAUGGCACCCUUUCGCGGACAUCGACGCGCGCCGUCAGAGACCUACUCCGACGUGUCCUCGGCGCAUGCGUCGCCCUACAUGGGCAACCACGACAGCUUCGACCACGAUAACCCUUCACCCCUGCUGAAUGCUCAGCAAGACCCGUCUCUCUUCCAGGAGGUCAUGGGCAUCGGCCAAUUCAACCUGAACGAUAACCAAUCCCACAUCAGCCCCGGCCACAGCCCUCACAUCUCGCCGCGACUGCUUCCGCAACAGCAAGCGCUGCCGCAGUUCCAACCAGGUAGCUUCGGGUUGGACCCCAACUUCAACAAUCAGUUCGGACAGCAGGGCAUGGGCGCGUAUCAGGGCCAGGGCCAAGAGCCUUUCCCGUCCAUCAACCAAGGGCCCGGGCCAGAGUUUGGCCAGGCCGACACCAUGUCCCCGCCUGAGAUCAAUAUUGACUUUGCGCCGCCCUCGCGGCAAGCGAGCUUUGAUCCGCCGAAGCCUGAACACCAGACUGAUGCCCUUAGUCCUCCAGAUCGAUCUCGCAGCCGGAACCGGAUACGCGCCAAGUCCGAUCCGUUUAGCAGCGCUAGCUCUCGCGCCUCUACGCCUGGUCUGGACGUCAUGGAAGCCAACCGUUCACUAUCUCCCGGUGCCGCAAAGUCUCGCUCGCCAUCGCCCUCUACCAAGUCAUCCCGUCGUUCCUCCACUUCAAGCGUGCCCCAUCGCGAUUACAUCCUCGACCUCGCAGAUCCAUCAAGGCCCACCAACCAGUCAGGCGAUGGCUCGAAUGCGAAGCGCACGCAAAAGCAUCCUGCGACAUUCCAGUGUACUCUCUGCCCGAAGCGCUUCACUCGCGCCUACAAUCUCCGGUCUCAUCUGCGCACGCAUACAGACGAGCGUCCGUUCGUGUGCAGUGUGUGCGGCAAAGCAUUUGCGCGCCAGCAUGAUCGUAAGCGGCAUGAAGGCCUUCACUCGGGAGAGAAGAAGUUCAUCUGCCGUGGCGUGCUCAAAGAUGCGAACAAUUGGGGUUGCGGCAGGCGGUUUGCUCGUGCCGAUGCUCUAGGGCGUCACUUCCGGUCAGAAGCUGGCCGAGUUUGCAUUCGACCGCUCCUCGAAGAGGAGGCACAGGAGAAAGGCGCCUGGGACGGUCAGAGCCAACAGAUGGACAAUGGUAACGGAAUGUUCGCGCCAAUGCCUCAACAAAACUUUGGCGGCAUGAUGGCUCCACAACAAGGCUUCGAGGCAUUCCCUCCUGUAACUGGCAGUAUGGAGCAUGCAGCACCACCGCAAUACGGUCUUCCUGCAGCCCUUCUCGCUCAAUAUCCUGCAUUGGCAGGCAUUCAGUGGGAUCAGCUACCCGCCGGCCAACCGGAAGAGGUGGAAGGCGACAUCAGUGGUCGGAGCAGUUUUGACGCAAGCAGUGGAGGUGAGCUCUUCGACGAUGAAGGCGACUACCCAGCACAACAGGCCGUCUAUGGCGGAGGCUGGGCGAGUGAUUAUGAGGCUAACGCGAGGUAAAGCGUACUAGGUUUUCUUCUCUCUUAUUGUCUUCGCUUCUUUCUAUUAACUUUCCGCCUUUUCCAUUCGAUACACCCGAUAUUUCGAUUUCGACUUUCUACGUCUACGACUCAUUUCACGAUAACGGAACGGCCAUUUUGCACUCUUUUUCGUUCUUCUUUGGGAUACCACUGUCAUUGCUGCCAUGAUAUAUCAUGCCUUGCUCUUUUUCUUCGAAGGGUUACUAUACCCCGGCUAAAGAAGGAACGGAAUGGGGAUUUGAACUGGAUUGGUGUUUCAUAUCCACAUAUUUCCAACGCGCGGGUUUUUGCUUGGCAA
Molecule: messenger RNA, 2729 nt
Organism: Trematosphaeria pertusa
Lineage: Eukaryota; Fungi; Ascomycota; Dothideomycetes; Pleosporales; Trematosphaeriaceae
Exons: 2
Coding region: 222-2411 (729 amino acids)
Biological process (GO): regulation of transcription by RNA polymerase II
Cellular component (GO): nucleus
Molecular function (GO): RNA polymerase II cis-regulatory region sequence-specific DNA binding; DNA-binding transcription factor activity, RNA polymerase II-specific
Source: RefSeq, a predicted model, not a curated record